Molecule: messenger RNA, 1210 nt
Organism: Sycon ciliatum
Lineage: Eukaryota; Metazoa; Porifera; Calcarea; Leucosolenida; Sycettidae
Product: ATP synthase subunit gamma, mitochondrial-like
Exons: 7
Coding region: 70-960 (296 amino acids)
Biological process (GO): proton motive force-driven ATP synthesis
Molecular function (GO): proton-transporting ATP synthase activity, rotational mechanism
Source: RefSeq, a predicted model, not a curated record
CGUCAACAUCAUUUUGAAAGUGACUUCACUGUCAGUGCGCAUGCUCUGGGGCUUCUUGUUCCUGGUGAAAUGGCUUCUGUACUGUGUCGCUGUGUCCGCUCGUCGGGCCUUCGGGCCGGACAACCGGCCAGGGAGAUGGCCACCCUGAAAGAAAUUUCAAACCGCUUGAAGAGUGUUAAGAACAUUCAGAAAAUCACAAAGUCUAUGAAGAUGGUGUCAGCGGCUAAGUUCGCCAGAGCAGAGCGUGACCUCAAGCCAGCUCGUGCCUUUGGUGCUGGUGCAAAUGUGCUGUAUGACCGUGUGCAGCCAGAGGAGAGUGACAGGGUGGACCCUGAAGCACAGAAUAUUAUGUUGGUGCUGUCCUCCGACCGUGGUCUGUGCGGUGCCAUUCACAGCAGCGUGGUCAAGUCUGUCCGUGCCGAGCUUGCUGAGACUAAGGAGAAGACCUCCUUGAUGGUGCUCGGAGAUAAGGCGCGCCAGAUGCUCCAGAAGCAACACUCUGACAAGUUCAUUGUCACCUUCAACGAGUACGGCCGCAUGCCACCCACUUUCAGCGACGCCUCGUUUGUUGCACAACAGCUUCUUGAGAGCGAAAUGCCCUUCACCAAGGGAACAAUCUUCUACAACCGCUUCAAGUCUGUUGUUGCUUUCCAGGCUUCGCAGAUGGGCUUCAUCUCACCCGGCGCUUUGUCGAAGGCUGACUCUCUGUCCGUGUACGACAGUGUUGAUGCGUCUGUUCUGGAGAACUACACAGAGUUCUCACUCGCUGCGCUGGUGUACGGUGCUAUGAAGGACGGUGCUGCAGCUGAGCAGUCAUCUCGUAUGACUGCUAUGGAGGGUGCAAGCAAGAACGCUGGUGAAAUGAUCAGCACAUUGACAUUGAAAUUCAACCGUACUCGACAGGCUGUCAUCACUCGCGAACUCAUUGAAAUCAUUUCUGGUGCAUCUGCUCUCGAAUAAACAGAGGUGAUUUCUCCUGUAGUCACUCGUCAUUGUUGUCAUUAUUUUAAAAUUGUCUUUCUUUCCCAUUAGGAUACUUGCAUUUCAGCAUGAUACAUGCCUUAUUAUUAUUUUAUACAGUUGAUGCAUGCGCACACACAUGUACAAUUGUCAGACAUUUUGUGUGCUGAGUUUUAGAACGGAAGAAAAAAUAUGACAAGAACUACAUAAAGUUUCAUUUUGUACUUUUGCACAGUUGGGAUCACUUUGA